AUGGCCUCAACGGACGCACUGCAUAUCGAGCGCACGGCCGAUCACAACCAUGAUCAUGCGAUGGCUUAUCGGGAAGGGGUCAACCUUGAAUCUGCGACGUGUCGACCACGAAUUUCUCGGACUGGAAGCGCUGGCAAAGCUCUGACCGACGCUGGAGAGGACGUUCAGAAAGAUCUUACACUAAGCCGCAAGGAUUCCAAAGGCUCGCCGUCCAUGCAGGUUACCGUUGAAGAGUGCGAGACGGAUCAUUCUAAAUCCGAAGAAGCCGGAGAUGCAGAACGAGCCCACGAGAGCGACGAAUCGAACGCAAGGACUUGCAGCGGGAGCAUUCAUUCCAACGGACUCCAAGUCAUUCCUGAUGGCAAAGCUAGAGUGCGGGCGUACUCUUCCUCCAUGGCGAGAUUGGCAGAGGAUUCCCUGAAGGGCUUGAACAUCGCAAAGGAGUCGUCAGAUGCCCGAUCUGCGCUGGCACUGCGGAAUGGUCUGGCAGACCCAAUGUUGCCUGUCAAGAGCGUCUGGAGUCCAGAGAGCGAGCCAGAUAGCUAUGGAUUCGAGAUGCAGGCCAAAUAUUAUGCGGACGAGCUCUGA
This is a messenger RNA of Zymoseptoria tritici IPO323, 588 nucleotides long. RefSeq lists its product as uncharacterized. The record is from RefSeq and is a predicted model, not a curated record. The coding region runs from base 1 to 588 and encodes 195 amino acids. NCBI's taxonomy places the organism in Eukaryota, Fungi, Ascomycota, Dothideomycetes, Mycosphaerellales, Mycosphaerellaceae. The transcript has a single exon.